Molecule: messenger RNA, 1765 nt
Organism: Lotus japonicus
Lineage: Eukaryota; Viridiplantae; Streptophyta; Magnoliopsida; Fabales; Fabaceae
Product: transcription factor UNE12-like
Exons: 7
Coding region: 352-1383 (343 amino acids)
Biological process (GO): regulation of transcription by RNA polymerase II
Cellular component (GO): nucleus
Molecular function (GO): protein dimerization activity; RNA polymerase II cis-regulatory region sequence-specific DNA binding; DNA-binding transcription factor activity, RNA polymerase II-specific
Source: RefSeq, a predicted model, not a curated record
AGUGAGAACACACAAGAAGCAAAAGCUGUAAAGCUAGCUUCAACUGGCAUGGGAAAAAUAUAAAGACCCACUCAACCCAACACCCAUACAAUUUUCUCUCUUCCUUCCUUGUUUUCUUUCUUUCUUUCUCACAAAACAAAACAAAACAAAACAUUGUUGGGAAGUGCCCUCAAAUUCCAUUCCCGGGUCAUCGUGUUUCGCACACCUUAACAACACCCUCCUUGUUUUCUGCUCUGUUUUCACCCUGCAAGCAUAUCAACAAAUGUGGCAAUAUUAAAAGCUUGCUCUGUUCUCUUCUGCAGACUCACAAAUACAUGCACACAGCAAGUUAAACAGAGAAGAAAGUAGAAAAUGGUGUCGGAGGGGUUAGGGGAUGAUUUCUUGGAGCAGAUCUUGGCGGUGCCGGAGGCCUAUGGCAGGACGGUGGUGGGCGACGGAGGAGUGUUGCAGCUGGGUUUGAGAGGAGGAGGAGGAGGAGGAAUCCCUCUGGGAUUGAAUUUGGAACAAUCUGCGUUUCUCACACACCACCAAGAUACACGCUUCAUUGACAACAACAACAGCAACAACAUUAAUAGUAAUAACCAUCACCACCAACAUCACCAGCUUAGUCUCAAUAAUCAUCAUCAUCACAGUGAAAACUAUGCCACCUCUUCAUCUUCCUCUUCAAUCACUGAUCGGGAAUCGAUGCAGAUGAGGGGUUUGUUUCCAACGUUCGGACAAUUGCAUACUCCUACUCAUGCUCCCUCUGUCCGCCCCACUCUGCCACCGCCUUCUCAGCCCCAACUCCACCUCCACCACCAGCACCAACACCAUCAUCAGCCCCUUCAAAACCAGCAACCAACUCCAGCUUCUAAUGCUCAUAUGCAACAUCCACCUGGCAUCCGCCCUAGAGUGAGAGCAAGAAGAGGCCAAGCCACUGACCCUCACAGUAUAGCUGAGCGGUUACGUCGUGAAAGAAUCGCUGAAAGAAUGAGGGCAUUGCAGGAAUUAGUCCCCAGCAUCAACAAGUCGGACAGAGCUGCGAUGCUUGAUGAAAUUGUGGAUUAUGUGAAGUUCCUAAGGCUCCAGGUUAAGGUGUUGAGCAUGAGUAGACUGGGUGGAGCUGGUGCAGUUGCUCAACUUGUAGCUGAUGUUCCCCUUUCAGCAGUGGAGGGGGAAGAUAUAGAAGGUGGAGCCAGUGAGCAAGCUUGGUCCAAGUGGUCCAACGAUGGCACAGAACAACAAGUGGCUAAACUUAUGGAAGAAGAUGUUGGAGCAGCUAUGCAAUUUCUUCAGUCCAAGGCACUCUGUAUCAUGCCAAUAUCACUAGCCUCAGCUAUUUUUCGCAUGCCACAAUCAGAAGCAUCAACAACAAUCAAGCCUGAAUCAGACAGCCAGACAUAGAACAGAACAAAAAUGUCACCUCAAUUCUCCUCCUUUAUGACAAGGCUAUUCUACUUUUUAGUAUAGUUUCUCCUCGUUAGGAUUCUCUCAUGUCACAUGAUAAUGUAAGUGAAAUAUUAUGCAUAUUCUCUCUUUAUAAAUACUCAGAUGAUCCCUUAAAUAUGAAGAGAGAGAUAGACAUAAAGUUUCAACAUGACAGUGUCGUGAAGUUUUCACAUGAGAGGAUCCUUAUCCGGUUUCUCCUGAUUGGAUGGAGUAGGAUCUAGUCGGUGCAGCUUUUAGUUUAUUUUUCAAGUUUUGUCAACCAAGAAGUAAUUGUCAUUCAUAAUAAGUAAAGUAAACAUGUCCUUAUCAAUGGUGAAAGAUCAUAUAUUUUCAACUA